GCUUAACCAAUAUAAUCUCGGGGAAUUCUGAUAAAAGCUUAUUACUCCUAAUGUUACAAUUGAAUUGGUGGAUUAUAACCAUCUCAAUAUUACAAAAACCGUGAGUGACAACAAUCCUAAACAACGGAAGCGCUUCGGCAGCAGGGGACCGGUUGAUUCUUUACACAAAUUUUCAAUGUGUUCUGGAAAUGGUUUGCAAAGAGGACGUGGUAUCAUGGUUUAAAGAAUUGGAAAGUUAUAAACGCAUAGACGCAAUGUGUACAUUGUUAAAUAUGUGCUUGCCAUUUGAACUACGUUUCAUUGGCACAUAUCUCGAGGAGCUCGGAAAGCGCGACUUCCAAGAGUUGCGUGGUGCCGAACUUCGAGCAAACAAUCCUUCAGACUUGGCUGCAGACAUCGGUGGCGCGAACACAGAUCCUCGAACACGACGGAAAAUGGCCUUAUACGUGUCUCUGUUACGCUCGUGCAACUUCGCAUGUGCCACUACAUUGUACAAUGCUAUGGUCAGUUUGGAGAAGAGUGGUUUGUUGAAAGGUUUAUAUGGUGAUCUCUUGGAAGAAAUAUUACUACUAUAUACCAUGGCACUUCAUCAUCCUGCAUUCACAUUUGAUCAAAAGUCACAUUUUGGUGAAAUAUUAGAUAAAUUGAAAGUUGAAGACCAGCGGUGUCAGUUCCAAGAGCAGGCAGAGCACAUGCCAGUGAGCAGUUGUCACGCUCAGCCCACUGUUGCGCCCAACAUGUCGGUGCCCCCGCCAGCCCUUUCCAGCUUAGGGCCGCCACCAAACAUCAUGUAUGUCAAAUCACCAACAGUACAGCCUCAAAGUUUAGAAGGUGUGCCUCCCGAGCUCAGUUCGCCACCAGUCCUAAGCGGGGCUGGUGGGGCAGUCCCUAUGCUAGGGGAGGUCACACACCCGCCGCCAGGCUUGCCAUUACCACAGUACAACAUGGCAGAGUACAUGGGACAGCAUCCAUGGCCUGCCAAUAUCAUUGUUUCACCAUUAACUCAACCUAUUGAGGUAAUAAACUACCCGGUAAACGCGGGUGCGAGUACAGGUGGUGGCGCGGGCGCGACGUCGCCGCUGGCGUCGUCCGGCGGGGACUCGCGCGCCGGGUCGCCGCGGCGCCGGCGCGCCAGCCGCGAGCGCUCGCCGCCGCCGCCGCCGCUCGCCGCCAUGCCGCCGCCGCCGCCGCCCGACCAGCAGCUGCCGCAUCUCGCGGCCAACUUUGACAAUCUCUCCGUUAAUGAGAUGCGCGAGCGACACACGAUGGACGACAGGUUACGCGAAAUAAGCGCAAUGCAGCAGCAGUACCGGUCCCUGGAGAAGCUGAACGGCGUGCGGAGACGGGCGGGCGCGUACCUGCCGGCGCGCUCGUCGUCCGACUCGGGCUCCAGCGCCGCGUCCAGCCCGCCGGGUACACCGGCCCCGGCACCGCGCCGCCAGCCGCCGCCGCUGCCGUACCUGUACCCGCGCACGUACGGCUACCCGCCGCCGCCGCCCGCCUACCGCCCGCCGCCGCCGCCCUUCGCCAACGGCGAGCCGCCGCCCUACCCCGCGCCCGGCUACGGCGCCUUCGUGCCCGUGCUCUACGCGCCGCCCAAGCUCUCCUGCUGGAACUGCGGCGCCGCCGGCCACGCGGGCCACGAGUGCAAGGAGCCCAGCAUGGAGGAGAUCACGCGCGCGGGCGGCUACCAGCUCGACUUCGGCGCGCCGCCCGAGCCGGCCGACAAGUAGCCGAGACGGUGACUCGCCGCAGUGCCAGGGUGGCGGACGUUCGCCGCCGCUCUGCGAUCUCGGGGCGCCGUUCCCGCGUCCGUCGGACGUCCGGUCGUCGCGCGUGGGGUUCGGGAACGGUCCUUAGAUGUGAGUAAUGUUU
Leguminivora glycinivorella is the source of this 1875-nucleotide messenger RNA. RefSeq names its product extensin. The transcript has 4 exons. Lineage: Eukaryota; Metazoa; Arthropoda; Insecta; Lepidoptera; Tortricidae. The record is from RefSeq and is a predicted model, not a curated record. Bases 189 to 1733 code for a protein of 514 amino acids. Gene Ontology annotation, molecular function: zinc ion binding; nucleic acid binding.